UGGAGGGGAGCUCGCCCAAUGACCCUCAAACCCAGUGAUUCGACUUUCGCCGUGACUCCAGCAGUGCUUGGUUCCAGAGGAAGUCUGGCCUCUGUCGCAGACGUCCCGCGGCUGGAGGCCGCCUGUCCUCCGACCGCCCGGAGCGCAGGCGGUGGGUGGGUGGGGACCUCCGGGGCCGCAGCCAGCCGCCGCGCCGCAGGGGCCGCGAAGGGGUUAACCCGGCGGGGGGGGAGGGGGCGCGGGCCGCGCGUGCGCUCUGCCGCCCUCCAUUGUCUCCACGGCGGCGAGGAGCGCCGGCGAGCGCAGCCCGGGACCGAGCGGGGCGGCGCGGCUGGCUGGCGGGGCCGGCGGCGGCUGGAGCCGGAGCGCGACACCACGCGACCGCGGCUUCCAGAGCUCCGCCUGGCUGCCCCACCGCCGCGAGCCCUCCGGAAGCCUGGAGGAGUGCGGGCCGCCGGCGCCGGUCGUCGAGUCCUGAGACGGGGAACGCGCGCGGCGUUCCGAGCCUUCGCCGCUUCCUGCUGCGGGCGGGCGAGCGGCCUCCUCCGGCGCCUCCCUAUCUUCGCUGCGGCUUCUCAGGCUCCCGAGCCCGGGGGCGGCCUGUGGCGCGAGGCGCCCGCUCUGGACCGCGCGUCUUCGGACCUUAAGAAGAACAUGCAUUCGGCUUGGACAGUUUGAAAUUCUUAGUUUGGGGUCCCCGCACGC
This is a messenger RNA of Rattus rattus (black rat), 705 nucleotides long. RefSeq lists its product as uncharacterized. The transcript is spliced from 2 exons. The record is from RefSeq and is a predicted model, not a curated record. Bases 19 to 678 code for a protein of 219 amino acids. Lineage: Eukaryota; Metazoa; Chordata; Mammalia; Rodentia; Muridae.